Messenger RNA from Chionomys nivalis (European snow vole), 2394 nucleotides. It is a transcript of the gene Arfrp1, whose product is annotated as ADP ribosylation factor related protein 1. The transcript is spliced from 8 exons. NCBI's taxonomy places the organism in Eukaryota, Metazoa, Chordata, Mammalia, Rodentia, Cricetidae. Gene Ontology annotation, biological process: protein localization to organelle; intracellular protein transport; Golgi to plasma membrane protein transport. The record is from RefSeq and is a predicted model, not a curated record. The coding region runs from base 379 to 843 and encodes 154 amino acids. Gene Ontology annotation, cellular component: Golgi apparatus. Gene Ontology annotation, molecular function: GTPase activity; GTP binding.
GGGGCCGCUGGGAUAUGGUUCCACCCGUACUUGGACCGCCGGUAGGUGUCCCGUCCUGCACCGCGCGGGGUCAACGCGAGGUCGGAGGGGCUUGCAGCGCGGCGUCGGCGGCUGAGGCUCCCGGAUCUGAGCAGGUGGAGGGUGCCAGGGCAGGAUGUAUACGCUGCUUUCGGGGCUGUACAAGUACAUGUUCCAGAAGGACGAAUACUGCAUCCUGAUCCUGGGCCUGGACAAUGCUGGGAAGACAGUAGGUGCCUAUUCUCUCACCAAGUCCUAUUCCCUGCCUUAUGUUUUCUUCUUUGGAAAUCUAACCCCCACCCAAGACUACAGACCUUCUUGGAACAAUCAAAAACACGGUUUAACAAGAACUACAAGGGGAUGAGUCUAUCUAAAAUCACCACCACCGUGGGUCUAAACAUUGGCACUGUGGACGUGGGGAAGGCUCGUCUCAUGUUCUGGGACUUAGGUGGGCAAGAAGAGCUGCAGUCUUUGUGGGACAAGUACUAUGCAGAGUGCCAUGGUGUCAUCUAUGUCAUUGACUCCACUGAUGAGGAGAGACUGUCAGAAUCCAAAGAGGCAUUUGAGAAGGUGGUUUCGAGUGAAGCACUGGACGGUGUCCCCAUCCUGGUGUUGGCCAACAAGCAGGAUGUGGAGACCUGCCUCUCCAUUCCUGACAUCAAGACUGCAUUCAGUGACUGUACCUGCAAGAUUGGCCGACGAGACUGUCUGACCCAGGCCUGCUCUGCUCUCACAGGCAAAGGAGUUCGAGAGGGCAUCGAAUGGAUGGUGAAGUGUGUCGUGAGGAAUGUUCACCGGCCACCACGGCAGAGGGACAUCACAUAAGCAAUGCCAGCUUCGCAGUCUUGGGACUAUUCAUCCCUGGUGUUGGAAGAGUACUCCCUGCUGGCUGUGUGCCACCGAUGCUGGGGUUGAGCUGGCUGUGUUUGUUCAUUCGUUUAUUCGCUUUAUGUUUUCUCUAAGACAAACUUUUCUCUGUGUCUGGAAAAUGUAGGUAUCCAGAGACAAAUGGGGGGCAUACAGGUCAUCCAGCUCUAGAUGCCCUACCUCCCAUUCCACCCCAUUCCAGAUCUGGGACCCUCCCAAACCUGUAAGGAGGGGUUGGGGUGAGGCUACCCCUAGGCUUGCCUGUUGGCCCAUUCCAAAGUGGAGUUUGAGGGCAUCCUGCUUGAAAUGGGAGGUCUGUUCCUGGCAGCUGCUUUGUCCAGCUUGCCCAUGUAAAAGGUGGGAAUGGCCAGGGCUAGUCCCCACUUGAAGAAAGACUUAGCCCACAUUCCAGAGGCCAGAUGGCCCCUUGUUUUGUUUGGAGUUGAGUGUGAGACAAGAGUUUUCUGUAACCCAUGUUAACCCAGAACCUUUUGCCUCCUUCCCUGUACCUGUGGGAAUUAUAGGUGUGGAGGUACCACACUCACCUUUCCACUAGGUUUUGGUACAGUCUCAAGACAGGGUUCAGUAGACCUGCCUGGGAAGUCUGACUUCCCUUAUUCUCUCUGAUUUAUCUCCAAAGGAGAAAGCUGAUCUAGAAAUCUCACUGAGUGUACACUUCAGUGCUCCCAUACUCAGGUUGUGUGGUGUCCUGAGGGCACACCUUUCACCAGGUUAUUAGGUGUUGCUAUAGCUAGUGCAGGUGGGCUCGGUCCCUACAGGGUCCAUGUCAGUGAAGUGCUGGAUGGGUGUGAGGUGCGGAUUCCUGGGGGGCAGCAGCCCUGCCCACUAAGCCUACUAGGUUAAAUUCUUCCUCAUGUGGCCAGGAUAAGGUUGUAAAAUAAAGACAGCCUAAGUGGCUCCUGUCCAAUCAUCCCUUCCAGCAGUCAAACACUGGUUCCCCACUGUCUGGUGAUUAUAGCCAGAAGCUGCUGCCCUAGAAUGCCUGCUGAGCAGGAGCUCCCAGGGAGGUUUGUAGCUGUGGCUAAGCCUUGGGUUCAAGACCUAUUGGCUCCUGUCCAAGGUCAUCCUCUUCAAGGGGGGUUGGAAGGAGUAGCUAAGAAGUUAUGAAUCAGGAAGAGGGCAGUGGGUACUCUGAUUCAAGGAGAGGUCCUAUCCCAUAGGUGUCCUAUGAGCUGGGUUGAAUCCUUCCUUGAGGAUCCUCCUGGGAAUUAAAGAAAAGGCUGCUCAUAAGAUGGACAAACCAAGGGGAAGUCUAGCAUGGGGCAGCAGACAUUCAAGAUGUCUCUCUGGCCACCUCCCCUCAAUUCUGUCAACAUUGAGCAAGAUUAGGAGCUUCAUAGAGUAACCUUUGGGACAGAGCUGCAAAUUGAGAACAGCUGUCUUUCUGAAAUGAAUAAUAGCUUUAUAAAAACUUCCAGAACUUGGAAGGCAGAGGCAGGCACAUCUCUGUGGGUUCAAGGCGAAUGCCAGGGCUGUUACACGGAGAAA